This is a messenger RNA of Paramecium octaurelia, 2072 nucleotides long. NCBI's taxonomy places the organism in Eukaryota, Ciliophora, Oligohymenophorea, Peniculida, Parameciidae. The record is from the annotation of a GenBank genome assembly.
AUGAGUGCUAGUGUUGCAGAUGAUCUAUCAGAAAAAGAAAUGAUUGAAUUUUCAGAGGAUGAGCAUCUCACCUUCUUUUUUAACAUAGAUCAAGUAAUUUCUCUUGUAACUUUAAGGUUUAUGGUGAGAUCCCAGGAGUUAUAUAAAAUUAUGGUACUUUUGCAUAAUCACUUUAAAUUUGUCGUUAGCUAUCAAAUCUCAUAAUAAAAAACUCUAUGGCUGAGGCAUAAGAGAGAGUAAGACUCAGAAUUAUUAAAUAAGUUUAUCCUUAGAAAUAUUCCAAUUAAUGCUAUUAGUGAAAUUGAAGCUGAAACUAAACUUUUGUUGAAUGCUAAAUUAAAUGAUGGAGGAAUUGAAGUUGAAUCUUGUGAUUUAAUUGAAGACCAAGAACCAGUAUUUAUUUAAUCUUUAAAAAGGAACCUAUCUUUUGCGAUAGAUGGAGAAGAAACAGAAUUUAGAUGAUGAUUGGUAAUUGAUAUCAUACUAAAUCAAAUAGAUCAAGAAAAUAAUGAAAAUGAACAAGUUGAUGAAAAAUCAACAACUGAUCAUUAUAGAGUUAUUUCUAAAUCUAGACUCUAUGAUACCAAAAAAACUACUAUACUCCCACCAACACCAUAACCAUAAAAUUAGAUAGAAUCUAAGAUAAUCUAAAUUUUUUAAGAAGAAUAUGAAGAUGAAUAUGAAGAAAAGUUAAGAAAUGCUAAACUCUAUGAAAUGAAAAAGAAAAAUGAAAUUGAAUAAAAAAAAAAAGAAGAUAAAUUUUAAAGUUAGGUAAUUCAUAUAUGUGUAAUCAGAGAUUGAAAAAAAGGAUGGAGGUACACAAAAGUACACUUAUGAUUUUGAUGGCAAAAUACUUUUGGCUAGAGCUGUUAAAAUGGAUAAGCUAUAACCUACCAAUCAAAAAUUGAAAGUUGAAUUUAAAGAAUCUACAAAACCUGAUCAAUAAUUACAACCCUUAAAAAAAGGAGGAAAGAGAGAUUCCAUCAAAAUGAAUAAACCAUAAUGUCCUGAAUAGGAAAUUCCAAAUAGAGUAUAUUUUUAACACAUAAGAUUUUAUAAGAGCGCAAAGAUGCCACAAAAGAAGUGAUAGGAGAUAAAGCAUUAAGAAUUGACAAAACAUCACAAUUUCCUUACGAAGUCUUCACAAUGAAUAAUGGAGUUAAAUUGUAUUUUGAGCAUAAGAUGAAGGAAGGUGUAAGACAUUAAAUUAGUGAUUCUGCUGAACAUUUAUAAAUUAAAUUAUCAGGCUCAAAUCUACUCUCAGGAGACGAUGCUUAAUAAUUUGCCUCUUAAAUCAGAUUAACUAGAGCUGAGUAUUAACUGAUAACAGAUGCCCAAACUUUAUAAGCAGCCAAAUCUUAGUUUAUGCCAAAUGAAACUAUUCAUGUCCCUGAUCAUGAAUAAUAAACUACUCAAUAAUCGAUAUUAUUAAAAAAAAAGUUAGGUGAAAUUGGAAAAACUGAGUUCCCCUAGGAUGGCAAAUAAGUUUAAUUCAAAACUGGAUCUAAUGUAUUUUAGCCUUUAAGAAAAGACGUAUCUUCCUAAUAAGCUUCAUAAACAGAAAGAAUUCAAUUAAAAAAUGUUAGAAUGAUAGAAAAUUUGAUAGUAACUGGAUUACCAGAUACACCUAAAUCAUCUAAGUAAGAACUUCCUCUGCCAUAAAUUCCAGAUGGAGGUUCAAAGUAUAUUUAAAUAUAAUUUAAUAGGAAUCCCAUUGAUGUUUUUAAUUAAUAGUUAUUGAAUCAAAAGGAGUGGGGUAAGUAAAUGGGAGGUAAGACUACUUACUUCCCUCCAGUCAAAUAGCAAAAGAGAUCAUUAGAGACCAAAGCUUAUAAAGGAUCCUUAGAAUAAAUGUAAAUUUAAUAUAUCUAAUAAAUAGGUAUAAAAUGCCAAGAGAAAGACUAGUUGCAUAAACAGGUAGAACAGCUAUGAACUUUUAUUAAUCGAAUUAAGAUGGUAAGAUAGAAUUCUAGUUUUUAGGGUUAAAGAAAAUAACAAAAUCAUUAAGUGAGGGAUUGAUGUAAACAUUUUAUACAACUCAUUCUAAAUUUAGCGAUAAACUUAGAUAAUGA